AUAACACUCAAACACAAGUCAAAGUACCUCCUGCUUCCACUUGUUCUCUGCCAUGGCUAAUUCAGACUCUGGUGACAAAGAAGCGCAUCGCUCUAGCAAGCAUGGUGGCUGGAUCACUUUACCGUUCAUGCUCGUUACAUUGUUAGGCAUGUCGAUAACUUAUUUUGGAUGGGUAAUGAACUUGAUCGUCUUCUUGAUCGAGGAAUUCAACAUCAAGAGCAUCGCAGCUGUUCAGAUUUCAAAUAUUGUCAAUGGAGUUGUCAACAUGUUGCCUGUUGUCGCAGCCAUCCUAGCCGAUUCCUUUUUUGGGAACAUUCCUGUCAUCUCAGCCUCCGCUUUCAUUUCUCUAACUGGAAUAUCGCUCUUGACUCUUAUUGCAUCUUUGGACUAUUUGAGACCUAGACCGUGUGAAACGGGAUCAAUUUUAUGCCAAUCACCAUCAAAACUACAACUUGGGAUCUUGUAUGCAGCCUUAGCUCUAGUGAUCACUGGAACAGCUGGGACGCGGUUCAUCUUGGCAUCCGCAGGUGCAAACCAAUAUAAGAAACCUAAAGAACAAGGAAGGUUCUUCAACUGGUACUUUUUCACACUAUAUGGUGGAGCGAUUACUGGCACGACAGCAAUUGUAUAUGCACAGGACAAUGCUAGCUGGAAGCUUGGAUUCGGUCUCUGCGUCGCUGCUAACUUGAUCAGUUUCAUCAUUUUCGUCGCUGGGAAGAGACUCUACGAGCAUGACCAACCUUUGGGAAGUCCUUAUACAAGUCUAGUUCGCGUUUUAGUCGCUGCUACAAUGAAACGAAAGGCUGUGAUUUCAUACAAAGACGAAGACUAUCAUCACCGCGAGCUCGAAAAAGAGACCAAGACUUAUGUUGCAAUGCCCUCCAAGAGCUUCAGGUUCUUGAACCGUGCAGCAUUGAAGACAGAAGGAGACUCAAAUAAUAACAUGUGGAGGCUAUGCUCUGUUCAGGAAGUAGAAGAUUUCAAAGCCGUUCUCCGACUUGUCCCUCUCUGGACAUCUGUCAUGUUCCUCAGCGCUCCCCUAGCGGUGCAAAUGAGCAUGACUGUCCUCCAAGCUAUGGUCAUGGACCGUAAACUUGGCCCACACUUCAAAGUCUCUGCUGGGUCUAUGCAAGUCAUAGCACUCGUCUCUGGAUGCGUCUUUAUCAUACUUAACAACUGGACUACCUAUCCCAUGUAUCAGAAGCUAAUCCGCAAACCGCUGACACCGCUACAAAAAGUCGGGAUCGGCCACGUUUUGACAAUCUUAAGCAUGGCGAUAUCAGCCGUUGUUGAAGCAAAGAGGCUGAAAACAGUUGAAAAUAGCCAUCUCAUGUCAGUGCUAUGGCUGGUUCCUGCUCUCGUGAUUAAUGGAAUAGGUGAGGCCUUUCAUUUUCCAGCAAAUAUUGCAAUAUUCUAUGGAGAAUUCCCUGAGUCUCUAAGGAACACAGCGACUUCAUUGACCUCGGUGGUGAUGGGAAUCUCUUUCUAUCUGAGCACAGCUCUUAUCGAUGUGAUCCAGAGGACCACCAAGUGGUUACCAAAUGACAUAAACCACGGAAGGGUUGACAAUGUUUACUUGGUAUUAGUCAUUAUAGGAGUCUCUAAUUUCGGCUACUUCCUUGUCUGCUCUUGGUUUUACAAAUACAGAAACCUCAAGAAUGAUGAUCAUGAACAAGAUCUUAAAGAUGUUACAAACUAGGACACUAACGUGUUCUGUCCUCGUUUUCUCUAUAUUGUAGUUGUGUCUUCAUGCAACUAACUUAUGUGCUACAUGCAAACUCACUGUUUGCCGUUUGUGUUUACUUUUACCAAUAAAUGUUAUUUGUAUCAAACUCAUACCUCAAAUUAUUAGUAUCCUAGCUCCAAUGGACCGAUUAGAGCUCAUGAGCUGUUAGCUAG
Molecule: messenger RNA, 1899 nt
Organism: Arabidopsis thaliana (thale cress)
Lineage: Eukaryota; Viridiplantae; Streptophyta; Magnoliopsida; Brassicales; Brassicaceae
Product: Major facilitator superfamily protein
Exons: 4
Coding region: 53-1699 (548 amino acids)
Biological process (GO): oligopeptide transport; transmembrane transport
Cellular component (GO): membrane
Molecular function (GO): transmembrane transporter activity
Source: RefSeq, marked reviewed